Molecule: messenger RNA, 3270 nt
Organism: Limanda limanda (common dab)
Lineage: Eukaryota; Metazoa; Chordata; Actinopteri; Pleuronectiformes; Pleuronectidae
Gene: map4l
Product: microtubule associated protein 4 like
Exons: 15
Coding region: 1-3270 (1089 amino acids)
Biological process (GO): microtubule cytoskeleton organization; neuron projection development
Cellular component (GO): neuron projection
Molecular function (GO): microtubule binding
Source: RefSeq, a predicted model, not a curated record
AUGGACCUGACACUGCGAGAUGCUCUGGGUGGGGGUGGAGGUGGGGUCCCAGGCGGGGCCCCUGCCGAUGCCUUGCUAAAGAGAGACUUCAUGGCCUCACUGGAGAAAGAGAGCUAUGAUGACAAAGUGGCAGAGACAGUCUCCAAGAGUGACUACCGACCUUUACUGGAUGGAAAGGACACCAAGAGCGGUCCGGGGAUGAUGUCACCAAUGAUGUCAUCAGGUGGAUACCAAGACCCACCUGGGCAGCCUCCCUUCAGCACUGGCAGCAUGUCUGGCUUCUCUCAGUCUGGGAUGGGAGGGAUGAUGGGGUCCAGCCUGCCACCGUUCCAGACCAGCAUGAGCUCCACUUAUGGCAUGCCUGGGAUCGGUUCGGCUAUGGACAGCCAGAAAGGUUCCGGCCUGUUCGGAGUGGAAAGCAAAACCACCAGUAAUACCAGUGGAAGCAGUCCGUUUAAGACCAGUGAUCCAUUUUCUUCUGGAGGCCCAGGAAUCCACACUAUGGAUUUUUCUGCAGCUCCUGUCCUCUCUCCCGGCGGCUUAAUAGAGGAUGACAUCAGUACCACGUCCUCCAACUCCGAGGAAAGCCCAGAGAGAGCAGGGCCGGGGGACAAGGAUGGCAAGCAGCAGCAGAGACGGCGCAAGAAGAGGAGAAAGGGCCGGGACGAGGUCUACGACUUCCUGGAUAGCCAGGAGAAGAACAUCGGCCAAUCAGACAAGCAUGGGAUUCAGGAUAAGGACGGAAAUGAGGCAGAGGAUAACGAAGAUGAGGAGGAGAACUGGGAGUGGGAGAUCAGAGAGAGUGGAGGAGGGGGCAGGGUAAAAGGCAAGAAGAAUAAGAGUAGGGCAAGACUUCCAGAGGAGUGGGGAGCGCCCCAGCAGCACGUCCCCCCCACACCGGCUACAACCGCUCCCUCUGGUGCAUCUGACUUCAAAGCUCCGAACUUGAACCCCAGCCCUGCUCUGCCCUCUGCCUGCGUACAAAUACCCACAAAUUUCACGAAUCAAUCCCAUGCAAGCCUUGUAACAGAUUCAUCACCACGCUCGUACGAGCCCAUGUGUUUAGACGAUUUCCCUAUGUCUGCAAAAGACGUGCAAAAGGCAAAUGAAGAGAAAGUUCCCACUGGAAAACCUGAAACUAAUAUUAGCACAGCAGCUGGUGCAAUAACUGCCAAGAGCAGUUUGGCUGGCGAUGCUAGCCGUAGUCUAGCGUUAUUGACAGGGGACAACCUGAGCCCAGUUUCGCAGACCUUCUCUUUCCUUGAUUCAGUCCUCCAGACCCCUCAAGCCUCAACACCUGACUCACAAACUACCACCCCCAUCACCAACACCCCCACCCCUGCUUCGGCCCCCCUGACAAAGUCCGCCCCAAAAGAAACUUCCGUCCCUGCCUCAGUCGCAUCGUCGCUCAACGUUGACGCCAAACCUUUCGUCCCUGGAGCCCCCUCAGCCACGCCCCUUACUCCAGCUCUACCCUCCUCGGGCCCUCCUACUCCAUCACCAGACACUCUGCCCACAAGCGUAGCCACACGUCCUUGCUCGGCCACACUCCCUCCCCCCUUCACCCCCGCAGCCCCUCCCUCUCUCCCUGCACACUCAGAGCACGAGAAGUCCUCAUCGCCACAGCUCUCCCCAAUGGAAGUGAAAUCUGACAACAAGGACAAGCAGCCGAAGAUGGACAUCAUGUCCACGAAGACAGAGAAGACUGAAGCUUCAGACAAGAAAGAGAAAGAGGAGCAGCAGAAGAAAGACAAUGUGCCGGACAAGAACCAGAAGUCUGAGAAGAUUCUCAAAGACGAGGAAAAGACGGAGAAGAUGAAUGUGGAGAAGAACAAGGCCAACGAGAAGGCAGAGAAGGUGGACAAGCCAGAGAAGACCAACAAAGAUGAGAAGAAGGAAGAGGAGAAGAAGCUAGCUGAGAAGAAGGAGGAGAAGGGAGGGAAGGGCACAGCCAAGUCCCCAAAUAGCAACGGCAACAAGACCUUGCCAAGCUCAGACAGCAAGAGCAAGCCUGACAUGGGUGCAACCAAACCAAACUCCACCAAACCCCGUCCAUCCACCCUCUCCACCAAUGGCGAGGCCACCUCGACCAAACACCUCUCCCACACCCCAACCUCAGCUAAUAAAAAAAGCCCUGUAACCAGGGCGACCACACCUAACGCUGCCAAGCGGCCGCCUACUUCUGCCAAGACUCCGGACAAUGGUACGGCUGAGAAACGCCCACCUGUUCCAAAGGCCACAACCACACCACGUGCAGCUGCCAAUAAGAAUGGCUCCUCUGCGACCCCUGCGAGCAAAGCUGCUGUCAACAAGAAUGAAAAGGCUGAGAGCAAGACGGGAGAGGCCAAGAAACCCAAGACUACAGCCCGUCCUCGCCCAGCCUCCAACACCACUCCUGCUACUCCGGCUGCUUCCAUCAACGGUGACGCCACUCACCGCCGCCGGGUCCUCACCAAACCCCCUGUGCCCAAGCAGGUCCCAAUGGAGAAGAAGCCGCCAGUGCCCCGUGCUAAUCGAACCCCUCGGCCUCUCAAUGCACCUGACCUGAAGAACGUCCGCUCCAAGAUUGGAUCCAUCGACAACAUCAAGUACCAGCCCGGUGGAGGAAAGGUCUCCUCCACCCAGAACAACAAGACAUCAGAUCCCUCGACCCCUGCUGCCAAGGCCAGAGUUCAGAUAGUGCACAAAAAGUUGGACUUCAGCCAUGUCACGUCUCGCUGUGGCUCCAAGGACAAUAUCAAACAUGUCCCUGGAGGUGGCAAAGUGCAGAUCCUGAGUAAGAAGGUUGAUGUGAGCAAGGUGACCUCCAAAUUAGGCUCUAAGGACAACAUCAAAUACAAGCCAGGUGGUGGUGAUGUGAAGAUUGAGGCCCAUAAGCCAAACAUUAAGGCUAAGUCUAAGAUUGGAUCUCUGGAUAACGUUGGGCCCGGCAACGGACAGACUAACGGACACAAGGAGGAGAAAGCAGAGGAGAAGACAUCUUCCCCCCCAAGUGGCGCUCCAGCAACAGGACCAGCGGGCGUUGCCAAGGCAACAGCACCUGGAGGUGUUGCCAAGGAGAAUGGGGCGAAGGAGCCCACACCUUCUCCUUUCGGGGGAGAUGGACUGAGGGAGCCCCUAACCAUAGACAAGCGUAUCACUGAGACAAAGUUUGGUGGGACACGCAUGGCCCUCGCCGACCUGCCAAUCAACAGACCAACCAACCUACCACAGCGCAGUCACUUCCCUGUCGCCCCGCCCUUCAUCUCGCCCACCACAGCACCAAACUGA